AGCAACCCAACAAGUUCCGUUGAUUAUGGUUGGACCAAACUAAAUAAUAAUACAUAUGAGGGUUUUAUUCCUUCACUUUUUCACUGUUUUGAAUAAAUGACGCCAUUAUCGAAAGCCAGGAAUGGAGGCGAAGUGGCGCGAAACACUAAAUGGGUAAUGUCAGGACCCCCUGUCUCCUUAUUGAAGCGUCCUGGUGGCGAACCUCGACCUUGGCCCAUACACCCACACCAAGUGGAGCGGGUAUACAGGUCCCACAUCCCCCCUCCACACCUACCCCUCUUUCACACCCGGCAUUCAGAGGAAAGCGCCGAACGGCCUCACCUGGUCACCGUUGUCCGCCCAUGUGGUCAAAGUGGACUGCGGAAGGUCACGGUGCUGCUGAACCGGAGGGCUGUGGUGUCCUUUGAGCAGCUGCUCUUGGAUAUCUCUGAAGCGUUGGGGUUUCCUCGCUGGCACAGAGGAAGAGUCACACGUCUGUACUCGACACACGCUCGAGAGGUAAAGGGUGUUUGUGAUUUCUUCCGUGGUGAUGCGGCCUUCUUGGCUCUCGGUAAGGCCCGUCCCGACCUGAGCAGUGUGCAGGAUGCUCUGGAGGAACUUUUUCCAGAACAUCCCCACUACCGCGCCGAUGCACUGCGGGUCUGGGAGAAAAAGCUCCAGCCAGCGCCGGAUAAAGCCGCCAAGGCUGACAGCGGAUACAGCGAGGAGACAGAAAACACCGGGAACGUAGUGCAAGAAACGCGUGCGCAUGUCAAGAAUCACACUAAUGCUCACAAAUCUCAGCACGUAGACGCCCACCAGCAAAGAAACCCUAUUCCUGACUCCCAGAAGUCAAAUAAGAAGAACCCUAGCAAGAAACCAGCUCACCUUCCCAAUAACCUGCAAAAGUUACGUGUAAGGGGAGGGGCCAAAGAGAGACCGCCUUCUCUUAUUGGUCCAUUUAAACACGAUGAGGUUCUCAGAGACACAGGUGCACCUUCGCCUGUACUGUGUGAAAACUGCUUGGCAACAAACGCCAAUCCUCUGGCUCCAGGACCGAUCGGUGCGCUGUCGGGAAGGGUCCCACUCCCGCCCGUGUCCAAGAAGCAGAAAGGCAGCCUUCGUCCAGAGCCGGAAGCCAAACAGCUGGAUGUCAGGAUCAGCCCCUCGCCUCCUGCAGUCAGCAGAGUGAAAGAGCAGAGCUUUGUGCCAUUACAGCCUUUAGACCCAGCUCCACGCGUGGGUUCAGCACACUCAGAGAAACAAGUUGCAGACACCUGUGCGCCCCCCUCGGACGGCAGGGAUCUCACAUUGGCUGACGUCGAGCGCCGCUACGAAAUCGGACGUUUGAUCGGCGAUGGCAACUUUGCUGUGGUGCGAGAGUGCCGUCGCCGCCACGACGGCCAGCCCGUCGCUGUGAAGAUCGUGGAGCACGCCAAGCUGGUCGGGCGAGAGCACAUGAUGCAGAACGAGCUGAGCCUCCUGGGUAGCCUGAGUCACCCCCGCAUAGUGCGGCUGCUGGCGCACCACCACACUCGUACUCACUCCUACCUGGUGAUGGAGCUGGUGAGCGGGGGGGAUCUGUUCGAGGCCAUCAGCGACAGGGGGAGGUUCUCGGAGGCCGAGGCCGGACGGAUGGUUUGGGACGUGAGCGAAGCGCUGAACUACAUCCACCGCAGGAGCAUCGUCCACAGGGACCUGAAACCCGAGAAUCUGUUGAUAGAGAAAGCGGCUGCUGUCCUCGGUCGGCUGAAGCUGGGAGACUUUGGCCUGGCGAUGGUGGUAACCGAACCGGUCUUCACCAUAUGCGGCACGCCAACGUAUGUGGCCCCCGAGAUCCUCUGUGAGACAGGAUACGGUGUAGCAGUGGAUGUCUGGGCUCUGGGGGUGAUCCUUUACAUCCUGCUCUGUGGCUUUGCCCCGUUCCGCAGCCGGGAUCGAGACCAGGAGGAGCUCUUUAAGCUCAUCAGACAAGCAGAGCUUCGUUUCCCGUCGCCCUACUGGGACUCCGUUUCAGAAGAAGCUAAAGGUCUGGUCAGAUCUCUCCUCAAACCGGAUCCCACAGAGAGGCUGACAGCAGAGCAGACCCUCCAGCACCACUGGGUGAAUGACAUGUCUUCAGCUUACAGCCAGAGGGCGCUCUCUGACAAAACUAAGCGAAACACAGGAGAAUCACUGACAAAGCAAUCAGCAGGACACUCUGGUACCAAGAAGGAAAAAACUCUCAGGAGACAUGAUGAUUCCCCAACAAGAUGCCGGGAACAAAACAAAUCCCCACUGGUUCAAUCAAAAGACACGAGCACCGUCGACAUCAUAGCUUCCCAGAAGCAAAAUCAGACACCUUUAUACUCCACAAGUUGUCAGGAGAAACCGGAAACCAUCUCUGCAGAGCAACACAGUGGGAGGAAUAUUCAGAAUUCAGGCCCACAGCUGGAAAACAUGGACCUUUUUAAUCAGAGUGACUCCUGCAGAACUCAGGCCGAGCCUUCAUCCCAGAUUAAACCGCAGUCCCAACAGAACAGGGAACAGUAGCACCAACCAGACACUGACGGUAGCAAACCACCCAGAGCAGCAUCACCCGGAGCAGCAGCAGAUUCUUCAGCUCCGCCUGUCCUUCAGCACCAACGCUCACACACAGCCACGCUCCAGCCGCCUGAAAACCACACCAGGCCAAAUGGUCACAGCACAUUCACGCCCUGACACGUCCGCCAUUCGGUCUGUUUGAUUGUGCGGUGAUUAGAUCACUUUGAUACAAACAAUAGCCUUGAUUUUUUUUUCCUGCAGCUGAAGAUUUGGAUGAAAGCCUGAUGAUGGGUUUCUACUUUCUCAGGAUGAAUAGAGGCUGAUUGAUGAGAUAUGCGUAACCCAUUUGCCCUGCAUUUGGAAAUUAAUCAUGGGAUGUUAUGUAAUGACUGAGUCGCUGUAAAAAAAAAAAAAAAAGAGAAACCUGUAAACAUGAAGCAUUUUUAAGUUCUGUUAAAUUACAUUUGUAGUAGAUUUCUUCCUUAUUUUUGUUUAUUUUUCUCAGCAAAUAAUUUUUUAUCCUUUUUUAGA
This is a messenger RNA of Fundulus heteroclitus (mummichog), 3033 nucleotides long. RefSeq names its product doublecortin-like kinase 3 (gene dclk3). The transcript is spliced from 7 exons. Lineage: Eukaryota; Metazoa; Chordata; Actinopteri; Cyprinodontiformes; Fundulidae. Gene Ontology annotation, biological process: intracellular signal transduction; protein phosphorylation. Gene Ontology annotation, molecular function: protein kinase activity; ATP binding. The record is from RefSeq and is a predicted model, not a curated record. The coding region runs from base 97 to 2511 and encodes 804 amino acids.